Molecule: messenger RNA, 3216 nt
Organism: Lepus europaeus (European hare)
Lineage: Eukaryota; Metazoa; Chordata; Mammalia; Lagomorpha; Leporidae
Gene: SMARCD1
Product: SWI/SNF related, matrix associated, actin dependent regulator of chromatin, subfamily d, member 1
Exons: 13
Coding region: 27-1574 (515 amino acids)
Biological process (GO): regulation of transcription by RNA polymerase II
Cellular component (GO): nucleus; SWI/SNF complex
Source: RefSeq, a predicted model, not a curated record
GCAGCUGCCGCUGCGGCUCCGGGAAGAUGGCUGCCCGGGCGGGUUUCCAAUCUGUGGCUCCGAGCGGCGGCGCCGGAGCCUCAGGCGGGGCGGGCGCGGCGGCUGCCCUGGGCCCGGGUGGAACCCCGGGGCCUCCCGUGCGAAUGGGCCCGGCGCCGGGUCAAGGGCUGUACCGCUCCCCGAUGCCAGGAGCGGCCUAUCCGAGACCAGGUAUGCUGCCAGGCAGCCGAAUGACACCUCAGGGACCUUCCAUGGGACCCCCUGGCUAUGGGGGGACUCCUUCAGUCCGACCUGGCCUGGCCCAGUCAGGGAUGGACCAGUCCCGCAAGAGGCCUGCGCCUCAGCAGAUCCAGCAGGCCCAACAGCAGGCGGUCCAAAACCGAAACCACAAUGCAAAGAAAAAGAAGAUGGCUGACAAAAUUCUACCUCAGAGGAUCCGCGAGCUGGUUCCAGAGUCCCAGGCCUAUAUGGAUCUCUUGGCUUUUGAAAGGAAGCUGGACCAGACCAUCAUGAGGAAACGGCUGGAUAUCCAGGAGGCCUUGAAACGGCCCAUCAAGCAAAAACGGAAGCUGCGAAUUUUCAUUUCGAACACCUUCAACCCGGCUAAGUCAGAUGCCGAGGACGGGGAAGGCACGGUGGCUUCCUGGGAGCUUCGGGUAGAAGGACGGCUCCUGGAGGACUCAGCCUUGUCCAAAUACGACGCCACCAAACAAAAGAGGAAGUUCUCUUCCUUUUUCAAGUCCUUGGUGAUUGAACUGGACAAAGAUCUGUAUGGGCCAGACAACCACCUGGUAGAAUGGCACAGGACUGCCACCACCCAGGAGACCGAUGGCUUCCAGGUGAAGCGGCCUGGCGACGUGAAUGUGCGGUGUACGGUUCUGCUGAUGCUGGAUUAUCAGCCUCCCCAGUUUAAAUUGGACCCUCGCCUGGCUCGGCUCUUGGGCAUCCACACCCAGACCCGUCCAGUGAUCAUCCAAGCGCUGUGGCAGUAUAUUAAGACACAUAAGCUCCAGGACCCGCAUGAGCGGGAGUUUGUCAUCUGUGACAAGUACCUCCAGCAGAUCUUUGAGUCUCAACGCAUGAAGUUUUCAGAGAUCCCUCAGCGGCUCCACGCCUUGCUCAUGCCACCGGAGCCCAUCAUCAUUAACCACGUCAUUAGCGUUGACCCGAACGAUCAGAAGAAGACAGCCUGUUACGACAUUGACGUGGAGGUGGAUGACACCUUGAAGACUCAGAUGAAUUCUUUCCUGCUGUCCACUGCCAGCCAGCAGGAGAUCGCGACCCUGGACAAUAAGAUCCAUGAGACGAUAGAAACCAUCAACCAGCUGAAGACGCAGCGAGAGUUCAUGCUGAGCUUUGCCAGAGACCCCCAGGGUUUCAUCAAUGACUGGCUUCAGUCCCAGUGCCGAGACCUCAAGACCAUGACCGACGUGGUGGGUAACCCAGAGGAGGAGCGCCGAGCCGAGUUCUACUUCCAGCCCUGGGCUCAGGAGGCUGUGUGCCGCUACUUCUACUCCAAGGUGCAGCAGAGACGACAAGAAUUAGAGCAAGCCCUGGGAAUCCGAAAUACAUAGGGCCUCCCCCACAGCCCGACUCGGCUGCACCUGUUCUUUAUCUGGGCCCCGUGCUGCCUGCCUCAUAGCACCUGCCUUGGUCUGCUUGGGGCCUUCCAGGGGAUGCUGUUGGCUCAAGGACAACACCAGAACUAAGAGGGUGUCGCGUUGCCGUCUCACAAGACACCUGUUACCCUCUUCUCGCACCCCGUCUCUCCCCACCCCACAGACUUCCCGUGUGCCUCUCCCCUCCCUUGGUCUACGCAGGACCUCUAGAUAGUGUUAGAGAGAGAACCUGUAGUGGUAAUCAGUGCUCUGAAUGGACUGGUGGUCUGCAAGGGGACCAGCCGCGUACACUGAUCCCACCCCUCAGAGACCCAGGAGCGGGGGCAUCGCCCCCUCUCCCAGACUCAGGCCUGAGGGCACUCUAUAAGCUAGUUGACCUUGACUGUCCUGAUCAGACUCCAGUUUCCUAACCCCGCCCCCUCCCUCCACAGGUUUGGAGCAAACUCUCCCCUCACUUGCCCGUAGCACUACAGGAGCCCCGGCUGUGGGGCUCCCCGGGCGCCUGGGCAGUGCCCAGCGCACUGGCUCGGCCGCUGCUUCAGUACUUCCCUUAUGCCCGCGGGGGGUGCGCGUCAGUAUUGGGGUUUGCUCUGUAACUGUGGCUCCCUCCCCGCACACCCUCUUGGCUGCCCUUUUGGGGACACCCCUUGCGCCUGCCCCAAGCCGGGGCGUUUGUCUGGGGUCUUGCCUUUUCCCUGUGCGAGCCCCAGGGGUCCAGUCCGGGGCGCUGUGCUCGCCAGCAGGGGCUGUCCUUGCUGCUGUGGCUUGGAGGGGUGACUCAUUCUCUCCACCCCGCCCCCCCCCCCCCCCAUCCCUUAAUGGAGAAACAGGCCUGAAAUCAAACGGGUAAGAGCCCUGGGCUGUCCCGUCUUCCUGUCCCUUGUCUGCCCAGUUGACACCCACUGGUGGCUUCUAGGGCACUGAGGAGUGAAAGCGCCUAGGGCUGGAGCGUGGCUCCGAGUUGGGUUUGUGACUUCUGCUCCCCGGCCCCUGCCCCCAAAGCUUCAGACCCCUCAGGUAGCUACAGGACCUUGUGACCGUGGCCCUGCUUGGAGCUGAGAUGAUUUUUGCAUCUUGCCCAGGGGAGCCUCGGAUUCUUCUUCCAGGUUGUAUCACCCCCGAGUUAGCAUAUCCCGGGCUCGCAGACAAUACAGCUGGGUGGGAGACAGCUGGGCACCGAGGGGGAUUCCGUUCAGCAUGGGCUUGACACCCACAGAACUGACAAAGCCCCUGCUUCCCCACCCCCUCCUCAGGCUCCUGCGAGCACAUCCCCAGCCCCUUGUCCCUGCCCGUCCUGCACUGGGGACAGCUGAAUCCCCACCCCCACCAUCACCUCCCUUCCUCCCUCGAAAGGCUCUCCCCGCAGUGACACUGGACAGCUUUGGAGCCGCUGAGCCCUGGCCCAGCUCCUGGCUGGACCCAUGGGAAGGAAGUUCAGCACUCCUGCCCUGUGUCCCUGUCGAAGAUAACUGUUUUUAUUAACUGAAUUGUGAUGUUUGUUUUUGGUUUUUUUUUUUUUUUUUUUUCAUGGACCAAACUUUUUUUUGUACUGUCUCCUUAUUGAUGUCACCCCGUUUUAAUAAAAGGAUCUUCUGAA